Molecule: messenger RNA, 1227 nt
Organism: Funneliformis caledonium
Lineage: Eukaryota; Fungi; Glomeromycota; Glomeromycetes; Glomerales; Glomeraceae
Source: the annotation of a GenBank genome assembly
AUGUCAAUUUUACAAUAUUAUUCUAAAACUUCUAAUGAAAGUUUAGAAAGCAGUUCAGAUGAAGGUAAUUUUAAUAAUAACAUUGCUGAAUCUGCUGAACUUAUAAAUAAAAUCAAACCUUUAAUUCAAAAACCUAUAGUACAGCAUUAUCAACCUUCUAAAAAACUAAAAUUUAAUUGUAAAACUGAAGCAUAUGAAUAUACUUGUUGUCUGAUGAAAAUUAUCUUCUGGUUAGCUAAAAAUGAUAUACCAUUAAAUAAAUUUCCAAAUGUCAUUCAACUUGAACAAGCUUUAGAAUCUCAAAAAAUUAUUUCUACUUCUAAUUCAAUUACAUAUGAAAAUCCUAUAUCUGGUCGAGAAUUUUUAUCUGCUAUAGCUUUAUCAAUUGAAAAAAAAAUUUGGCAAGAAUUAAAAAAUACUAGUUUUAUUGGAAUAAUGAUAGAUAAAAGUACAGAUAUAGCAUGUGAAUCACAUAUGAUUAUACAUGUUAAAUAUUGUAUUCAAGGGGUAAUAAAAGUUAAAUAUCUUAAGCUUAUUCAGUUGCAAAGUAAAGAUGCAGAUUCAAUUUUUAAUGCUAUAAUUACACUUUUUGAUGAAAAAGAAAUAACAUCAAAAAUCACUUCAUUUACAUCUGAUGGAGCAAGUGUAAUGCUUAGAAAAAGGAAUGGAGUUGCUGCAAAAAUUGCUGAAAGGAAUUCAUAUUUAUUUACUACACACUGUAUUGCUCAUAGAUUGGCAUUAGCAUUUUUUCAAAUUCACGAAAUAAGAUGGUUAUCAUGGUACGAAGCAGUGAAAAAUUUAUGUUUAACCAUUGAACCUUUAAUGAAUACACUAUUAGAAAUGUCCAUUACUUCAAAUAGAAAUCAAAAAGAAAGCAUUAUUCAAUUAUAUACUCAAAUUUGUGAUUGGAAAUUUUUGGCGGUACUUUUCUUCUUAUAUGAUAUCUUAGGUUAUCUUAGCAAUUUAAGUAAAAUAUUUCAACAACGACAUAUUCAAAUUUCAAAUAUUGAUCUAGUAAUUGAAACAACGAUUAAUAGAAUUAAAUUGGAAUAUUUAGAUUUUGAUGAUAAUGGAAAACUAUUACUAGGAGAAAAUUUAAACAAAUUUUUAACUGAAAUACCAUCAGAAUCAAACAUUAGUAUUGGUACUCAUGAGCUAAUGUGGACAGAGAAUUAUGAAUCAGAUUUAAUUGCUAUAAUUUCAUCAUUUCUGAAGCAGUUAUUUUAG